GAGAAGAUGGGGCCAGUCGCCUACUUCAGCCUCUGCCUCCUCGGCUGCCUGAUCUUUAGCUCCUCGCUGGCAGGCGCACGAGCUCCAUCCUGUCCCAGGGGCUGGCUGCACUUCCAAGACGACUGCUAUCGAUACUUCCCCAAGGAGGCAACCUGGAGAAGGGCUGAGGCUUGGUGUCAGAGCUAUGUCAGCGGGGCCCAUCUCGCCUCCAUUCACAGCGAGGAAGAGCACAACGCAGUCGCUGGUUUCAUUGCCCGCUCUCAGCACCAUGACGACGAUGACGGUGACAAUGUCUGGAUCGGACUCUCUACCUACGGCAGGAGGCGAAGAUGGUCAUGGACAGAUGACUCAGAAGUGGACUUCGAUGCUUGGGAUAGCCACAGAAGCUACUCUUUCCCUUCCCUGAAGGCGGAGUGCUGUCUGGCGCUGGAGGAAGGCACAGGUUUCAUGACCUGGGUCAGCGAAUUCUGUAAAAAUAGAAACACAUUUGUCUGCAAGUACAGGCCUUAGGGGAGGCAGCGCGCCUGCACCUGGGGGCUCCCAGCACCUGGGCUGUGAGUGAAUUGGGUCCCUCCGUCUCCCCGGGGACACCAGAUCCUGUGUCCCUGGCUGCAAAGUCCCUUUGGCAAAGCAUCGCUGUGUUACUCUGUGUCACUCCCGCUCUGCUCUGCCCCCUUCUUGGGAGAGGAGGGCAUCGACUGGGUAGUUUUACCCUGGGCUCCCCCUCUUGUCUUUGCCCAAACCCUGCUACCACCCACACCCUGAGCCCUCCCGCAUGUCCAGCAUUGCACUCUGAACCCCUGCUGGCUCGCAGGGCUGCGACUGCGGGGUGAAGCCCGAGUGGUGCCUCAGCUUGGGCUCCCACCCGCCCCCUUUGCAGUGAAGGCGCAGGCCGGGUGCUGACCGUCCCGCAGUGCCCUUCCCACAGCUCCCCAUGACUGACACAAAUGGCUGGGAAUGAACCCUGGAGCAUCUCAGCCCAACCCCCUGGGACAUGCCCCAAGGCACACGAGGGCAGGAACAAGGAGCACACGGUCGAGCUUUGCAGUGGGGAUGCUCAGACCUGCGCUAGGCUAGCCCGAGCACUCACAGCCGGGUGCCGUUCCCCCGAAGUAACUGAACCAUGGCUGUCCCGCUCGCUCUCUCGUCUCCACCUCUUCAACACAGUGAAGCAAGAAUAAACGUUCCCUUCAGCAUUCAGUCCUGUGUGCGUCUCCUGGUCUCUGGAAUGGACAGUUCCAUGUGCCCCCGCCUCCGUCCUGAGCACCCCAGAGCCAGCCCCCCGGGGGCGGACAGGGGAUGAACAGGAGGGAGCAUGGCCCUGGCCUUUUCGCUACAGCGCAGGACACUGGCAUCCUCCUCUGCGUGCAUUAGCCCCUGAGUCACGGCCCCUCCAUCCCACUCCCCUCUGCCCCUCCCUGGGCACUCAGCCCUCCUGGCCUCAUCUCAGCGCUCUCUGGGGAGGGGCCUGUCUAGCCUGCCUUCAAUGCACCAGGCACAUCUUACAGAGCAGGGAUAACUGACUGAGCCAGGACUCCUGUGUUCCCUUCCCUGCUCUCCUGUGUGACCUGGAGAACAGCCCUUCCCCUCUCUGAUAUCCCAGUCGUUGGUAGUCACAUGUCUCAGGCUGGUGGGCUUGGCACCAGCCUCACUGGGCACCAUGUGCCCGACCAGAUCCCAGGCAGUGGCCCUGGCUGGCGUCUCUCGGCGCCCUGCAAACAAGCCCUGCUGCAAAAGCACAAGCUGACCCUGCGGCGCACAGGCAGAAACUUCUGGGGGUCAGAGGAAGCAGGCCCUGAGUUGUGUUGACGUUGCA
This is a messenger RNA of Chelonia mydas (Green sea turtle), 1816 nucleotides long. RefSeq names its product dromaiocalcin-1-like. Bases 7 to 510 code for a protein of 167 amino acids. Gene Ontology annotation, molecular function: signaling receptor activity. Lineage: Eukaryota; Metazoa; Chordata; Testudines; Cheloniidae. The transcript is spliced from 5 exons. The record is from RefSeq and is a predicted model, not a curated record.